Molecule: messenger RNA, 970 nt
Organism: Danaus plexippus (monarch butterfly)
Lineage: Eukaryota; Metazoa; Arthropoda; Insecta; Lepidoptera; Nymphalidae
Exons: 1
Coding region: 40-789 (249 amino acids)
Source: RefSeq, a predicted model, not a curated record
UUAGUUUUAAGCAGUACUCUGCCGUAGACAAACGUCAAGAUGAGUUUUAAAGACAAAGUAGUAAUUGUAACGGGCGCCAGCUCAGGUAUUGGUGCAGCAGUGGCGGUAGGGUUCAGCUCUGAGGGUGCCCGGGUGGUGAUGGUUGGUCGCAAUGAGAAUAAACUAGCCUCAGUAGCAGCUCGCUGCAACGAACCACUCGUGGUGAAAGCUGAUGUUGGAAACGAUGAAGAUGCAAAACGUAUCAUCGAUCGAACGAUUGAUCAUUUUGGACAAAUUGAUAUUUUAGUUAACAAUGCUGGUAUCGGGGCUUGGGGAAAUCUCGUUUCAGGCAAACUUGUUGAGUCGUAUGACACCGUUAUGCGGGUCAACCUACGAGCUGUGGUAAAUUUGACAUCACUAGCUACUCCUCAUUUAAUUAAGACAAAAGGUAAUGUCAUCAACAUAUCCAGCAUUGGUGGUUUGCUUCCAGCAAGUGCUAAAUCAGGCUUGUCAAUGUAUGCUGUGUCAAAAGCAGCUUUAAAUCAUUUCGGUACAUGUGCUGCUGCAGAAUUAGCAGAGUAUGGAGUAAGAGUUAAUACUGUAAGCCCUGGUCCAGUUGUUACUGAUAUUUUGGAAAAUGCGAAAUCUCCGAUAACAUGGGAUGAUUUCAAAAAAAUGACUGCAUUGGAUAGAGUGUCUCAACCAGAAGAGAUAGCAGAUUUAGUAAUGUUUCUCGCGAGUGAUAAAGCGAAGGCUAUUACCGGAUCUAAUCAUAUCAGUGAUAAUGGUGUUUCUGUUAAACGUUUUUAAAUAAAAUGGUGCUACCGAGAAAAUUUUUUCGCUGAUACAUACAUAAAUAAACCGAAAUAAGAAUUAACAAAUGAGUUUCUUCUAACUUUUAAAUUUAAGUUUCCUUAAAAUCAGUGAUCCCAUUACAAUCGUUUUAUAUUUGAAAAAGAAUCUUUUUAUUUGUUCUAUUUGACGAUGACGU